Nematocida parisii ERTm1 is the source of this 369-nucleotide messenger RNA. RefSeq lists its product as uncharacterized. Bases 1 to 369 code for a protein of 122 amino acids. The record is from RefSeq and is a predicted model, not a curated record. Lineage: Eukaryota; Fungi; Microsporidia. Gene Ontology annotation, biological process: negative regulation of transcription by RNA polymerase II; positive regulation of transcription by RNA polymerase II. Gene Ontology annotation, molecular function: zinc ion binding; DNA-binding transcription factor activity, RNA polymerase II-specific; RNA polymerase II cis-regulatory region sequence-specific DNA binding. The transcript has a single exon.
AUGAUAAAGUAUAAGAAAGGUGAUGAUAUAACUUGUGAGAAUUGCAAGACAAAUAUAACUCCAUUAUGGAGAAGGAGUGAGACGGGUAACUACCUGUGCAAUGCAUGUGGGCUGUACUUAAAAAUACACAAGAAACACAGACCAGUUAAGUUCAUGAGCAAAGAAAUAAAGCACAGGCAGAGGCAGACUGUGCCUAGGUUGCUAUCAGAUGGAGGAACAGAAGGGUAUGAAGUAGCAUACAAUGAAAUUAAUACGAAUGGAGAAGAAAGAAAGGAUAUGUUCGAGGACUGUCUUGUAAUAAAUUAUUCAGAGGAAGAAAUAGAAGCACUCUCGGGGCUGGUUAUGCUUAUAGAUAUGGACAAAUCAUAG